Messenger RNA from Corvus hawaiiensis (hawaiian crow), 950 nucleotides. RefSeq names its product TOG array regulator of axonemal microtubules protein 2-like. Lineage: Eukaryota; Metazoa; Chordata; Aves; Passeriformes; Corvidae. Bases 21 to 863 code for a protein of 280 amino acids. The record is from RefSeq and is a predicted model, not a curated record. Gene Ontology annotation, cellular component: cytoplasmic microtubule; cilium. Gene Ontology annotation, molecular function: microtubule binding. The transcript is spliced from 4 exons. Gene Ontology annotation, biological process: microtubule cytoskeleton organization.
UGGAAGAUAUUCUGACAAGAAUGAAGAAGAAAGGGAUGGAAACGCAGAAGGAUGAACACCCAUCUGUCGAGAAGCCUGUGAAGAAGAGGAGCGAUGGCUCGAAGAAGCCCCAGGCCACAUUGCCUUCUAGUAAACGGGUGAAGUCUACCUCUGAUGGACGCCGCCUACGCCGCCCAAAAGCCCAGGUCACGUUACCUCCGGCUGUGGAAGAAACGGAGCCGCUCCAGAAGCUGUACAAUCUCCUGGAAGCCAAGGAGUUUAAGACACGGAUGGAAGGAGUGGCACUCCUCCUAGACCUGUGCAAAAGCCGCCCCCAGCUCGUCUCCACUAACACUGUCCAAAUUUUUGAUUAUUUUGUCCCGAGACUUGGUGAUACGCACAAGAAAGUGAAGCAGAAGGCGCUGGACGUGCUGGCUGAAAUCGUAGGCAUCCUGAAAGAUGGCUUAAACCCGGUGAUCAUCUGUCUGGUUGAAGGAAUAACAAACAACCUAAACUCAAAGGACCCCGGGGUUUAUGCCGCAGCUGUGAAAGCGCUGGAAGAAUCCAUGGCUCACUUAGGUAAGGCUGAGCCCUGGCAUGGACUCUCCUCAAGUGUGUCUCUGCCUCUGCGAGUCAAGAGAACGCUGAGUGCCUUGACAGCUGUUGUUGUCUGUGGAAACCUCCAGCUGACAUCCACCAGAAGCUGUGCAGGUGCAGUCCUUACGCACCAGUCCCCCAGCAGGCUUGAAUGUGCAUCAGCAUUUCCCAAAAGUCCCAGGAGCCCUUGGCUCUGUGCUGCUUGUCUGAAGAGGAAGUGCUGGACUACAGCUUUGCUGGAAUUCAGGGCCAAAGGGAUUUUUGGAGUUUGCCUGGGCCCCAGUUGACUUCCCAAAUGAAUAGCUUUGCUGUUGGCAUGAAGGGACAGCGGCGCAUCAGAACCUCUGCAGAGCAGCCUCCUGGAAGGCUCCACA